Messenger RNA from Podarcis muralis (Common wall lizard), 5677 nucleotides. RefSeq names its product myosin ID (gene MYO1D). Gene Ontology annotation, molecular function: microfilament motor activity; ATP binding; actin filament binding. Gene Ontology annotation, cellular component: actin cytoskeleton; microvillus; myosin complex. Lineage: Eukaryota; Metazoa; Chordata; Lepidosauria; Squamata; Lacertidae. Gene Ontology annotation, biological process: actin filament organization; actin filament-based movement; endocytosis. The record is from RefSeq and is a predicted model, not a curated record.
GGGCGUGGCCUCCUCGAGUCGACUCCCUCGGCCGGUCGGCUGCGCUUUUUCUGCCCGGCUCCGGCGCGCGCGCGCCCGCCCGUCCUUCUUCCCUUCGCCUUCGCCCGCAGUGUGGGCUUUGCCGCUCCGUCCGCCGGGUCCCUUCACACCCUUCGCAGCGCCAUGGCAGAGCAGGAGAGCCUCGAGUUCGGCAAGGCGGACUUCGUGCUGCUCGACGCCGUCUCCAUGCCCGAGUUCAUGGCCAACCUUCGGCUGAGGUUUGAAAAGGGACGGAUCUACACUUUUAUUGGGGAAGUGGUCGUUUCUGUAAACCCUUACAAGAACUUGAAUAUCUAUGGACGGGACAUGAUUGAGCAGUACAAAGGUCGGGAGCUGUAUGAGCGGCCCCCUCAUCUCUUUGCUAUUGCGGAUGCUGCGUACAAAGCCAUGAAGAGACGAUCAAAGGAUACCUGCAUCGUAAUAUCAGGUGAGAGUGGAGCAGGCAAAACAGAAGCAAGCAAAUACAUCAUGCAAUACAUAGCUGCCAUUACUAAUCCAAGCCAGAGAGCUGAGGUAGAAAGGGUGAAGAACAUGCUGUUGAAAUCCAACUGUGUCCUGGAAGCCUUUGGCAAUGCCAAAACCAACCGAAACGACAAUUCCAGCCGGUUUGGAAAGUAUAUGGAUAUCAACUUUGAUUUCAAAGGGGACCCAAUAGGUGGACACAUCAAUAAUUACUUGCUGGAAAAGUCACGGGUGAUUGUGCAGCAGUCAGGAGAGCGCAACUUUCACUCCUUCUACCAGCUACUCCAAGGAGGUUCUGAGCAGCUUCUACGUUCCUUACAUCUACAUAAGGAUUUAUCUGCAUACAGCUAUAUUGGUUCUGGAGUGCAGUUAAAGUGUUCUAUUAAUGACGGUGCUGACUUCAAAGCUGUCACUGAUGCUAUGAAAGUAAUUGGAUUUGAACCAGAGGAGGUUCAGACAGUAUACAAAAUUCUAGCUACCAUUCUCCAUUUGGGCAAUUUGAAGUUUUCUGUGGAUGGUGACAUACCUGUCAUUGAAAACAGCAAGUUAGUGUCUGUCAUUGCUGACCUGCUAUCAACCAAGGCUGACCUGGUGGAGAAGGCCCUGCUUUUUCGAACUGUUGCUACUGGCCGGGACAUCAUUGAUAAACAGCAUACAGAGCAAGAGGCCACCUAUGGCAGAAAUGCCUUUGCAAAGGCAAUAUACGAGCGCCUUUUCUGCUGGAUUGUGACACACAUCAAUGACGUGAUUGAAGUCAAGGACUACAACAGCACAGUUCAUGGGAAAAACACUGUAAUCGGGGUCCUUGAUAUCUAUGGCUUUGAGAUCUUUGACAAUAACAGUUUUGAACAGUUCUGUAUCAAUUACUGCAACGAGAAACUGCAGCAGCUCUUCAUUCAGCUUGUUUUGAAGCAAGAGCAAGAGGAAUAUCAGCGUGAGGGAAUUCCAUGGAAGCAUAUUGACUACUUCAACAACCAGAUCAUUAUUGACCUAGUGGAGCAACAGCACAAAGGAAUCAUUGCCAUUCUGGAUGAUGCAUGCAUGAAUGUCGGCAGAGUCACUGAUGGGAUGUUCUUGGAGGCUCUUAAUACCAAACUGGGCAAACAUGCUCACUUCUCCAGCAGAAAGCUCUGUGCUAUGGACAAAAACCUGGAAUUUGACAGAGACUUUCGGAUUAAGCACUACGCUGGAGACGUUAUCUACUCAGUCACAGGAUUCAUAGAUAAAAACAAGGACACUUUAUUUCAAGAUUUCAAGCGCCUGAUGUACAACAGCUCCAAUCCCGUGCUGAGAAAGAUGUGGCCAGAAGGCAAGUUGAGCAUCACAGAAGUGACUAAGCGACCACUGACCGCUGCUACCCUUUUCAAGAACUCAAUGAUUGCUUUAGUGGACAACCUGGCGUCAAAGGAACCAUACUACGUCCGCUGCAUUAAGCCUAAUGACAAAAAGUCGCCACAGCUAUUUGAUGAGGAGCGUUGCAGGCAUCAGGUGGAAUACCUUGGACUCCUGGAAAACGUCAGGGUCCGAAGAGCAGGUUUUGCCUAUCGUCAGACAUACGAGAAAUUCCUUCACAGGUACAAGAUAAUCCCUGAAUUUACUUGGCCAAAUCACAAGCUCCCAUCAGACAAGGAGGCUGUGAAAAAACUGAUUGAGCACUGCGGGUUCCAACACGACGUGGCCUACGGCAAGACCAAGAUUUUCAUCCGCACGCCUCGGACACUAUUUACAUUGGAAGAACUACACGCCAAGAUGCUUGUGUGGGUUGUUCUCUUCCUACAGAAGGUUUGGAGGGGCACACUGGCUCGCCUGCGCUACAAGAGAACCCGAGCUGCCCUCAAGAUCAUAAAGUGCUACCGCCGAUACAAAGUGAAGUCGUAUAUCUGCGAGGUUGCCCGGCGAUUUCACAACGUGAAGUCUAUGAAAGGCUACGGCAAGCAUGUGAGAUGGCCCACCCCACCCAAAGUGCUGCGGCGGUUUGAAGAGGCUCUGCAGGCAAUCUAUCACAGGUGGAGGGCGCACGAACUCAUCAAGAGCAUUCCUCCCAAGGAUGUAGCUCAGAUCAGGGCAAAGGUGGCAGCAGUGGAAGUGCUGAAGGGCCACCGAAGUGAUAUGGGGAUCCAAAGAGCCUGGCAGGGCAACUACAUUGCAUUGAAUCCAGAUAACCCUCAGGCUGCAGGCUCAUUCGUCCCCAUUGCCAAUGAGUUGAAACGAAAAGACAAGUUCAUGAAUGUUCUCUUCUCGUCUCACGUCCGCAAGAUAAACCGCUUUAGCAAAGUGGAAGAUCGGGCAAUUUUUAUCACUGACAGACACCUUUAUAAGAUGGAUCCAACAAAGCACUACAAAGUGAUGAAAACCAUCCCACUGUACAAUCUGACGGGAUUGAGUGUCUCCAAUGGAAAAGACCAGCUUGCAGUUUUCCACACAAAGGACAACAAGGACCUAAUUGUGUGCCUCCUCAGCAUGCAUCCAGUCAAUGAGAGCAAGAUCGGAGAGUUGAUUGGAGUCCUGGCAAAUCACUUCAAAACUGAGAAACGCCGCCUGCAAGUCAGCGUCGCCAAUCCGGUCCAGUGCAGCAUGCAUGGUCGGAAAUGCACCGUCUCCGUGGAAACCAGAAUAAACCAAUCAGAGCCAAACUUCACCAAGGAUCGGUCAGGCUUCGUUCUGUGUGUGCCUGGAAAUUAGCAUUGCUUCUGCUAGGGGAGGGCUGUGGGGGGGAGGGAGAGAGACUCCCCCUCUAAGCAGCCUUCCUUUCCUCUUGUGCCUUGAAUCUUGCACGGUGGGGGAGGAGGAGGAGGGUUGUGAAGAUGUUUGUCUGUGACACACAUCUAGACAUCUCUAAAGCUGCUACACUGAGCAGGAGCUUAAAAUAGCCCCUCCAUUGUGCUGGCUAUAAAUUUAGAACUGGCUCCCAUGCCAUGUUUUAGCAAAGUGCCUUUUAUGAAUGGAUAUAUAUAUAUAUCUCCCUCUGCUCUCCUCCUCCUAUUCCCCCCCCCCAUACCUAAGAUGGUUGUGUAAUUAAUCCUUGGGACUCCAAAGCCUUGUAUGGGAGGGAAUAGGAGAGGGGGGAAACCCCUUUGGAUUUUAUGCAGGCCUUAAUUUUAAAAGUGAUCUGUACUUAAAAAGAGGUGGGCUUUCCGUAGCACAGGGGCAAGGGGCUGGCAGCAGCUUCCACGGAGUUUCCCCAGCCCCUUUUGUUCCAAAGAGGUUGUGCCUGAGAGAAACGGCCCCCUCCCCAGGCCAGGGGUUGCCCACUUAGAGCCCUCCAGAUGUUGUGGACUCCUAGCUCCAUAGGACCAUUGGCCCUACUGGUUGGAGUCUCGACAACAUUGGACGGCAGCACGUGGGCUGCCCUUGCCCUGGCUUCCUCAACCUCGGCCCUCCAGAUGCUUUGAGACUACAAUUCCCAUCAUCCCUGACCCCUGGUCCUGCUCGCUAGGGAUCAUGGGAGUUGUAGGCCAGAAACAUCUGGAGGGCCGAGGUUGAGGAAGCCUGAUCUAGGUGGCAUUAGCCAUUGCACCCUGGAAAGGGUGUCCUCUUUUGGCAUUAGCUUCUUCGCUGCAGUUCUUGCUGCAGUGCUAGCGUUGCACUGGAGUCCCAGAUGAGCGCUAGGUGGUUGCACCCAGACACCAACAGACAGGUGGAAAGAGACCAUCUUUAUAGUAUGUCUGUUAUCUUCAGAGAGGGGGGCUCCCCUUUGUGCACGACUUGGCACAGAUUUGCCUUCGCAACGCUGCUGUUAGUGCAAGCGCUGGAGCCGAUCGCUCAGGCCAGCUCACAGGGUGCUUUAUCCAAGCAGCUGGCAUCAUUCUGGCCAGUGUAGCCUCAUAGUUAGUUGCCUUUUGUCUGUCUCUCCGGCUUUCCGCUGGGUAGCAGGCACAGCCUCGUCGACGAGCUUUAUUUUCUUCUCGUGCCAAAGUAGCUGUGUUUUGCUUGACCCUGAGCGCUUCCAGCAUCUCGAGACAUGGGCCAAGAUGCCACCGUUCUGGAGCACCUGACAAAGGCCCACACCAAAUAAGCAAAAUACCAAAUAAGUAAAAUGAAGUAAAUGGGGUGUGGAGGGACCAAGCCUGACACUGCGGGUCAGGUCAGGAUUCAUUGACUUUGCGAUUGCUCACAACCCAGGUAGGAACAUUGAAUGACUUCGGUUGAAUCAGGUUUUCUUAAAGCAAGGGAAUGUCCUUCCAAGAUUAAUGGGUGGUGGAGCAAACUGGCUUGUUCCUGGGGAGCAAGUCCCCACCACCAUCAGAUUGAUGGACAAAGUCCUUAUUACACAGUUCCCAGCCAUUCUGGCUGUGCCGUUUCCCCAUCUUUGUGGUCCAGCUUUCCAGAGAAGGGGACCACCAUCUGGGUCCCUUUCCUUGCUUGUUUUAUGGCUAGCCUGGACGUGGCAAGAUCCACAUUUUAAAGUACUUUUCGGUAGAGAUGCCCACAGGCUGGGGUGAUAAAUACCGUAUGAAGUCUUUAUGCGCUUAUGGCAUGUAUGAAGUCCAUUAGCUAUCCCUGCGUUUGUUCCAAUGAAUGUCAGGCACAUCUAUGCUGAACGGCGUUCAGGUUGGUCCUGGCCCAUCUUGUAAACCCGACCAAAAGUUUGCACUCUUCCCUGUUGCCAGUAGCGAAACGGACCUAUCCCCACCCCGGUGUCUUCUUCUGCUUCUCUGUUAAUUACUCAAAAGCCUUCCAGCUCUCACUUUCAUAGCAGCCAAAUUAGCCAUGGAAACUUUUUAAUUAGCACUUUCAUACGGUGUCCCGGCAUAAUUGCUGCAUUUGAAUGAUGACAGAAACCGGUCCUCCGAUCCUCAGAUGAAGGGUGGUUUAGAAAUUGAAGAAAUGCAAAAUAAAUAAACAAAUCGUGUGAUAAGGAAGUCUCUCCAAAUCUGUAAGACUGGCUAUGUCGCGUGCUAUGAAGUAUUUGUCUUGAUUUAAAUGAAUAUACAGUAUUUGUGCCUUUUCUGUUGUGUGUAUGUGCGUGAGUGAGAGAAAAGAGAGAUUUUCUCGGUUUUAUCUAUAAAUUAACUAUUCCUUAAUUGUAUGUUUGAUUUUUAAGCCUGAGGGAAUAAUGGAAUGAACAUUUUUAAAUGUAGUUUAUAUAGAAAUGUGGGCAAGCACCCUUGUUAUAAUUGAAAUGUAUUUUUGUUUACAUCAUUCAUUGCAAUAAAUAAAAGAAGUAUCAUUUAUA